Molecule: messenger RNA, 207 nt
Organism: Racocetra persica
Lineage: Eukaryota; Fungi; Glomeromycota; Glomeromycetes; Diversisporales; Gigasporaceae
Source: the annotation of a GenBank genome assembly
AUGUGUAAAGAAGCGGAAGAAGUAAAUGAUAUAGAAUCUGAGUCAGAAGAUGAGAACAAAAUUUAUAAUCCUCUGAAAUUGUUCUUGGAUGGGAUGGACCAAUUCCAUACUGGCUCUAUAAACUACACGGCUAUCUACGCGAAAUAUGUUUACGGGGGCAGAAAAGCUUUUGAUAGCAUUUUCAGGAAUGUAGUAUGGGAUGUUUGG